UGCUGCUUCUCUCCAUUCAUUCCGAUUUCACCCUCAUCUUUCUCUCUCUCUCUCCCUCUGCAUCUGCAUCUUUCAGAUUUUCCAUUUCCCCGCAUUCAAAGUUCACAAAUUUCGCUUUCUUUCUACUCACCGGAUUUCUUAUUUCAGGGUUAUGAUGGAUUCAUUGGUGCAUUGAGGAAACAGAGGUUUAAAUGGGCAGCACUACUCCAUUAACAGCCUCUCCGGGUUCAGUAUCAGUACGCAACUGGAACGGCGAUUCUCCUCGUGUGAAGAUCUUAUGCAGCUUUAACGGCAGCAUAUUGCCACGUCCACAAGACGGGAAACUUAGAUAUGUAGGCGGUGAGUCACGGAUAUUGAGUGUUCCGAGAGAUAUCAGGUUUGACGAACUGAUGGUGAGGAUGAAAGAGUUGUAUGACGGUGCGAGUGUUUUGAAGUACAAGCAGCCGGAUGAGGAUCUUGAUGCGCUUGUUUCGGUUGUGAAUGAUGAUGAUGUGACUAAUAUGAUGGAAGAGUAUGACAAAUUGGGUCCGGGUGAUGGGUUUGCUAGGUUACGAGUGUUUUUGUUCUCGAAUUUGGAAAUGGAUGACCCGUUACAUUUUCUUGAUGGUGAUGGUAGGGAUCAUGAAAGACGAUAUGUAGAUGCUUUAAACAGUCUUAACGAGUUUCAAAUGGGUCAAAUGAGUCCUGUAGAUGAUGUUCAAUUAACCGAACAGUACUUUAAUCAGAGGAAUUUUGAGACACCGAUGGGUCAAAUAUCACCGGUCAACUUGCAUCACCUAACGAUCCCUCAUUUGGGUCCAUUGCCGCACCAAAUGGAGCCUCCGCAGAGCCCGGUUUACUACUCUCCGAGACAUCCCGGUAGCGAGUUUCCAUCCCCACCUUCGUGUUCAUGUUACCACGGUCCUUAUGGUGGUGAAUCGGCAGAUAGAAUAUAUGUUAAUCAUCUUUCACCGGUUGACCACCAGUCACGAUCACCGGAAAGUGUUCCUUGGUUACAGCCAUUAUCCGGUGAAAAAUCCGGAUUUCCUAAUAACAUGCUUCAUGGUACCAACAUGUUUGAUGGAAACAACGUUUGUGACCUUUGUCCCCCGUCAUUUCCCCAUCCGUAUUACCUUAAAGAGUCGAAUAUUGCUAUGGGUCCCACCGCAUAUCCAGAGACCCAUCACAUACCAUUAUCGUAUGCCCAUCAUGAUGACCGUUCGCCUUAUAUCCGUCAUCGGCAUGAGUUUGGGAACUACGGAAACUUUCCAUAUGCGUAUGGACCCGAUAAUCUUUACCAUGCGAAUUCAAAUUCUUUAUGGAGAGAUAUUCAAAGUCCGGUAAUCGGGUCUCCAUCUAACGAGACGUCUAUUUCACCUCAACAAGAAAACGGUAUCUUCAAGAGUCCAUUGGUUGAAUCCCCUCCCACAUUAGCAGCUUAUAACGGGGUCGAUAUUCCCGAUUGUUUUCCUGUACGCCCAUUAAAGCUGAUUCCAAAUUCCUACACUCUAGAGGAUCACCACAUGGCGUUUGAACUCGUUCAGUCUACUGCUAACUUGAUAAACUGUCCAAAUCCUAACGAUUCUGCACUUGGGUUUGACCGGUCACCGCCUUUGGUUGACCACAAAGCUCAUGCAACCGAAUCAUUGAUCAAGACCGAGGGAAGCAGGUUGAAUACAGAAGUGAAUGUUCUUCAUUCUCCUGAAAAAGGCGAGAUUAAAACCGAGAGGUUGAUUUAUAUACCUGAAAUUGUUGAAUCGGUUAAGAAAGUGGCCUUAGAACAUGACGAGGAAAGAAAAGGUGGAACUAAAGAAAAUGUUCAUUCUCCCGCUGAUAAAGCCGCUGCGGUCACCGAGGAAACCACCCAUGAGCUGGAUGUUGUGGAUGCACCGGAGGACUUGGAGUUGGAUUCUGAUACCGGAACUGAAAGCAAUUACAAGAUUGAACAAACAAAAGCCGAGGAGGAAGCUGUUGCUAAGGGACUGCAGACCAUAAAGAAUGACGAUUUGGAGGAAAUACGCCAGCUAGGAUCUGGUACAUAUGGAGCUGUUUAUCAUGGAAAAUGGAAGGGUUCGGAUGUUGCAAUUAAAAGAAUCAAAGCCAGUUGUUUCUCCGGGAAGCCUACGGAAAGGGAACGUAUGAUUGCAUAUUUCUGGAAGGAGGCUUUGAUGUUAAGUUCAUUGCACCACCCGAAUGUUGUAUCGUUUUAUGGUAUAGUACGUGACGGUCCAGAUGGCUCGUUGGCAACUGUAACGGAGUACAUGAUUAACGGAUCUUUAAAACAGUUCUUAAAGAAAAAAGACAGGACUAUAGAUCGGCGUAAAAGACUUAUAAUAGCCAUGGAUUCUGCUUUUGGAAUGGAAUAUUUGCAUGGAAGGAAUGUUGUUCACUUCGACUUAAAAUGUGAAAAUCUGCUGGUUAAUAUGAGAGAUCCACACAGACCAAUUUGCAAGAUAGGAGAUCUUGGCUUAUCAAAGGUGAAACAACACACGAUGGUAUCUGGUGGCGUUUGUGGAACCUUGCCUUGGAUGGCACCCGAGCUUCUUAGCGGAAAAAGUCACAUGGUAACUGAAAAGAUUGAUGUUUAUUCGUUUGGGGUGGUCAUGUGGGAGCUGCUAACUGGAGACGAACCUUAUAUAAAUAUGGAUUGCGCUAACGUAAUUGGAGGAAUUGUGAACAACACAUUGCGUCCUACAAUACCAACUUGGUGUGAUCCUGAAUGGAAAUCAUUAAUGCAAAGUUGUUGGUCUGCUGAUCCUCAAGAAAGACCAUCUUUUUUGGAAAUUUCUAGGAAACUAAGAACCAUGGCUGCAGCAAUCAAUGUCAAAUGAUAUGCAUCAUGCUUUAAGUUUUAUAUUCUUAAUUUCAUGUUAUGCUUUAUUUCUUGCGGGCCGAGUCAAGAAAUUUGAUUGAAGAAGAAACGGGUCAAGAAAUUUGACUCGAGAGGAAACGGGUUGAAAGUCGCUCAAAGUGUAGUUUUAUUUUAUAUAAACUACCACCUAAUCCUUUCUUCUAAAAAUUUACUAUUAUGAUGGUAUAGUUUUUGUAAACCUUAAACGUAUUAAAAGUUAAAUCACGCAUUUUUAUU
Molecule: messenger RNA, 3067 nt
Organism: Helianthus annuus (common sunflower)
Lineage: Eukaryota; Viridiplantae; Streptophyta; Magnoliopsida; Asterales; Asteraceae
Product: dual specificity protein kinase shkD
Exons: 9
Coding region: 192-2810 (872 amino acids)
Biological process (GO): protein phosphorylation; signal transduction
Cellular component (GO): cytoplasm
Molecular function (GO): protein binding; protein kinase activity; ATP binding
Source: RefSeq, a predicted model, not a curated record